Molecule: messenger RNA, 3980 nt
Organism: Jaculus jaculus (lesser Egyptian jerboa)
Lineage: Eukaryota; Metazoa; Chordata; Mammalia; Rodentia; Dipodidae
Gene: Cfap44
Product: cilia and flagella associated protein 44
Exons: 23
Coding region: 34-3291 (1085 amino acids)
Molecular function (GO): protein binding
Source: RefSeq, a predicted model, not a curated record
UCCCAGCGCGCAGAGACCGGCGUCCGGGGAGACAUGAAGGAACCAGAUGACCAGGAUACUGAUGAGGGCAGAUCAGAUAUAUCAAAAAGUGAUGGGAAGCAGUCUUCUAAAUCAGAGGCAAAAUCUCAUACAAAAGAAUCUCUCGAUGCCACAGAUGAAACAGUCACGGAAGGGGAAGCGUCGUAUUUAGAAGAUGAAGGCUCAGAUCUGGAAAAUUUGGGAGAAAGUUCAGCUUCAUCUCAAGAUUAUUUUGAAAGUGGUGGCACAUCUCAGGAACCACCUGUUCCACCACAGGCAGAGGAGGAAGUGAAGAAGAAAAUAUCAGCGACCUUCUACUAUGAGUAUGGGGAGCUGGUUUCAAUGCCCUUCGUGACUCCAGAUUCCAACAUUCCACUGGAUUUUCUCACUCUUGAACAUUCUUUCGGCUAUGACUGCAGGAGGCGAGCCAACCUCCAGCUUCUGGACAGCAACACCGUGAUGUACAUGGCUGGGAACAAGCUGAUCCUUCUGGAUUUUAAGACCAAGGAGCAGACCUACCUGCACACCAGCAGCGGUCAAGGAAUUGGCGCCAUUGGGGUUCACCCAUAUAAAACUUACUUCACAGUAGCAGAAAAAGGAAGCUAUCCAAAGAUUAUCAUCUACGAGUAUCCUUCUAUGAGGCCCUAUAGAAUCCUUCGAGAUGGGACCGAGAAGGCCUAUGCCUACGUGGACUUCAACGACGAUGGAACCUUGCUGGCCUCUGUUGGCAGCAACCCUGAUUACACACUGACCAUCUGGGACUGGAAGGAAGAACAACCCACACUGAGGACAAAGGCUUUCUCUCAGGAUGUUUUUAAGGUCACUUUCAAUCCGGAAAAUGAAGAGCAGCUUACUACGUCAGGAGUAGGCCACAUCAAGUUCUGGGAAAUGGCUUUCACAUUCACUGGUCUCAAGCUGCAAGGAUCACUAGGUCGAUUUGGCAAAACAUCCACGAGUGAUAUAGAAGGCUACACGGAGCUCCCGGAUGGGAAGGUACUCUCGGGGUCAGAAUGGGGCAACCUGCUGCUUUGGGAAGGCAGCCUCAUCAAAGUCGAGCUCUGCCGAACUGGAAUGAAGUGUUGUCACCAGGGUCCCAUUAACCAGAUAAUGCUGGAUGAGGGCGAAGUCAUCACUGCCGGGUCAGAUGGGUGUGUCAGGAUUUGGGACUUUGAGACAAUAGACACUGCUGACGUUGUAGAUGAAACUGGAUUGUUGGAGAUCGAACCCAUUAAUGAGCUUCAAGUUAACAAGAAUGUCAAUCUCUUCUCAAUGAUCAAAAUGAAUGAAAUUGGAAAUAACUUUUGGUUGGCUCAGGAUGCCAGUGGAGCCAUAUGGAAGCUUGACCUUAGUUUUUCAAACAUUACCCAGGAUCCAGAAUGCCUCUUCUCCUUCCAUUCUGGACCCAUCGAAGCCAUGGCUGUUUCUCCUCUCACUUACCUUAUGGUUACCACCGCCUUGGACUGUUCUUUUAGAGUCCAUGAUUUGGCUAGCAAAAAUACUUUGGUUCAAAUGAAAUUCAAGCAAGGAGGUACUGCCAUCACGUGGGUACCUCAAACAGUAAGCUACUCUGGAGGACAAAUCAUUGCAGGAUUCCAGGAUGGUGUUGUUCGGAUCCUUGAACUUUAUGAUCCCAAAGGACUCGCAGUUUUUGCAGGACGGAAGAAGGUUUCAGAUGCUGAGUUAUAUUUGAAGCAGGUCUUCAAACCACACAAUGCCAUGGUCACUGCCUUAGCUUAUGAACGAGAUGGAGAAAUCCUAGCCACAGGGAGUAAAGAUUGCACUGUCUUCUUUUUUGAUGUGGAACUGGAUUAUAAACCGAUUGGUUAUAUUAAUACUCCUGGGCCAGUUUGCCAGUUAGAGUGGUCCUCAUUAUCUCAUCCUGAAAGUACUUUACUGAUUAUCUGUGAGAAUGGCUAUGUUCUUGAAGCUCCUUAUCCAAACAUCAGGGAAGAAGACAAUCAUGACUUAGUUUCCUAUGAAAUCCAUGACAUGGACAUAAGGUGUUUCCACUUCUCAAGUAUCAAAUCUAAGAUUCUGAGGUCCAUAGAGGUGGAAAAAAGAGCAAAACAAAAGGAGCUGAAGGAGAAGAAAAAGGAAGAGAGGAGGAAGCUGUUGGACGAGAGAGCAGAAGAUGAAGGAAUAGAAUUCCCGGAGGAGGAAGGAGAGGAGGAAGAAGAGGAAGAAGAGUUACCUGAAAUCUUCAUUCCACCCAUCCCUUCCCCUAUCCUGUGUGGUUUUUACUCUGAACCAGGGAAGUUCUGGGUUUCGCUGGGUAGCUAUGAUUCUGGUUUUCUGUAUCACUGUGAAUUUCCACCAUAUAACAAGGACAGUGAUUUCAAACAACAGGAAGAUGAGCCGUUUGAUUACCGUUCUCUUGAGGAUACAGAAGAUAAUCCUAUCCAAACCAUCACUUUCAGUGUUAGCCGAACUAUGAUGUUUUGUGGAAUGAGAAAUGGAGCAAUUCGCAUAUAUGUCCUUAAUGAGAAUGAUACUUCCUUGGACAGUCUGGGGGACUACUGGCAUUUCAACAUGCAUGACAAUGAUAAUGGAUGUGUGAAAAACAUUGCUGUCAGCUUCGAUGACCGAUUCUUGGUGACUGCAGGGACAGAUAGUAACAUCUUCAUUUUCAACAUUUAUUCUUCAUUUUUGUUAAGCAGAGACAUAAAAUCCAAAGUGCCAUCUCCCAGGUUUGGACUUGAAUUAGAACCACAUGUAGAAGAUAUUGAAGACCCCAAAGCCUACAGUAUUGAGGAUGCCAGGAGGAAAAGAGAACACGACAAGUUAAUGAAAGAAGUGGAAGAAAUAAAAACUGGGAAGAGAGAACAAAUCAAAGCUUUGAGGAAUGAGUUUUUGAAACUGUUAGAAAUGAAUAAAGAAUUACCAAAACAUAUGCAGCUUAAACAGACAGAUUUUGAAAUUGAUUCCAAAAUUCGAGCUGACAUCAACAGAAAAACAGCUUUGAAAAUCCAGCAAGUGGAAAAGGAAUUAGCUUGGGAAAAAGCGAAAUACGAGCUUGGCCUGAAGAAAGUACAGAAUAGAUUUCGUGAUCCACUGGACAGUGACACUGUUGUGGUUUAUGCCAUACAGACUGACCACCACAUAUCCUCCUAUAGGCUGGUGAGACCGUCUAAAUACUCCAAAUUCAAGCGACAAAGUCAGGCAGAGAGAAGGAUGAGCAAAAUGGAACGGUUUGACAAAGAGGGCCUUGGAAGAAAGGACAGCCAGAAAGAGCUAGGUACCCUGGGCGCCAAGAAGAGUUUAACUUCUUACUGACUGCGUUUUCAAAGCUAAAUUAUCUUUUCAUGGGAAGGAAAUCUGACCUUCCUCUGGUGACCAGGGAUCAAUUUGCUGUCCCCUUAUCUUCUGUGAUAAUCUCCUCUGGAACAAAUAAUCAAAAAAGACAGGGUUUAUGUGGCAUGGCUGAGGAAGAGAGCAACAAUUCUCCACCAGCUGUUUUCUUGUUUGAUGCAAGUUUCUAAAGAAAAGCUACCUGGGUCAUGUUGCUGACAGUGGGCAAGAAUAUGGGAUGCUGCCAUUUUCUUCCUUCCCCAUGUCCAAUUAGCCUCAAACUCAGAAUUACCCCAGGUACUAGGUUUUAGACAGUGUUUCUUUCACCACUCCUGAUUUCCAUCCCUGGAUGCAAAGCAGAAACACAGUGUUUCAGAUUGUCCUAACUCCCCCCCCCCCCACACACACACAGUAUACGUCAAACGGAGUGAUGCGCUCAGGACAGAGGUGUGAAAAUAGUACCUUGAUUCCAGCAGCCUAUUUCUUGUGGCUGUCUGCAAAGGGACUGCAGUAGUGGGACAUGAGUUCUGGGAAUGGUUCCGAGGACUCAAGAAUAAACUUAGAGCCGGGGUGGUGGUGCACAUCUUCCAUCCCAGCUCUCAGGAGCCUCAGCUAGGAGGAUCACUAGGAGUUCAAGGCCAGCCUAAGCUACAGAGUGAGGUUCAGUUCAGCUA